This is a messenger RNA of Carica papaya (papaya), 2556 nucleotides long. Lineage: Eukaryota; Viridiplantae; Streptophyta; Magnoliopsida; Brassicales; Caricaceae. The record is from RefSeq and is a predicted model, not a curated record.
UCACUUGUUCUCCCUUAAACCCAGACUCAGCCUCGGUACCUGCCCAAUUACUGUAGCAGUCGGGUCUUUUGCCGUUCACCCAACUAUUUUCGUUUACUCAGGCCCGGUGGCUUCAGCCAUAUUUUACACAGGACUGUGUCGGCGCCACUCCUUCUCUUGCUUCUUCACCCAAAACCCUAACUCUUUUCCUUGGCCUCAGUAGCCAUAGGUCCCCGUCGACAUAUUCUCCUCCUUCCAUCCGUCCUCUUAUUUCAUAUCAAUGUUCUUGUUCUCCAUCCCCACUGAAUCCCAACCACUCCCGCUGAAUUCUCUUUCUCCUUAAACCCUCCUUUAGAGUAGCUCAUUAUCUAUCUGAGUAUUCUUCAUUUCCCAGGUAAGCGAAAGCAAGCCGCGUCUUCAUCUUCUAUCCUUCUGCGGCACUAGCAGUUCUCAAGGAGAAAUUGCAGUGAUAAUUUCGGAGUUUUCUUAUCAAAGUUCAAACGCUCACGGCCACUUAGUUGCCGCUACUCCGCUGCCGAUUUCGCAUCCGGCUCGAGACCAGGCCGUGAUUAAAGGGGAACGCGCUGACUUUAGCUCAUGGAGAGAUCUAGAUCGAGGAGGAACUACUACUACGAUCAGGACUAUGACGGGGAUAACAUGAGUAGGACCAAACCUCGUUACAACCACCACUGUCCGCCUAGUGCACACCGGCAUCGUGGCAACAGUAACAGCGGUAGCGGCAACAACCGCCCUUCGAAGCCACAACAGGAUUCGUCCCUGAUGGUGACCACUAGUUACCGCAUUCUCUGUCACGACAUGAAAGCUGGUGGGGUGAUUGGCAAGGGUGGCACGAGGUUGGUGGUGUCAAGGAUGCAUGUUGGAUGUUUUGGGAAAGGAGGAAAAAUUAUCGAGCAAAUGAGAAUUGGGACCAAGACCCAGAUAAGGAUUUUGCCUAGGGACCAUAAUUUGCCUCGCUGUGUAUCAAUGUCAGAAGAGAUUGUUCAGAUUGUCGGUGACGUGAAUGCUGUGAAAAAUGCUAUAGCAAUUAUUUCAUCACGGUUGAAGGAGAGUCAGCAUCGUGAUCGCAGUCAUUUCCAUGGGCAAGUACAUUCACCAGAGCGGUUUUUCCCUCCAGACGAUGAUUAUAUUCCUCAUGUAAACAAUUCAUCACGUAGAACAUCUGUUGAAGGAGCAACCUUUGGGUCACGGUUUUCUGGAAACAAUUAUAGAAGCAAUAGCUAUGCUUCACGUCAUUCAGGUCAUAUAAUUGAAGCUGGGACCGGUCCCAUUGUUGAUAAUGUUCAGCCCCCUUAUGGUGAGGACCUUGUGUUUCGUAUACUUUGCCCAAAUGACAAGGUUGAUAGUGUUGUUGGCGAGUCACAAGGUAUGUUAGAUCUGCUUCAAAAUGAAAUUGGUGUUGAUGUCAAGGUUGCUGAUCCAGUGGCUGGGUUAGAUGAAAAGAUAAUCGUAAUUUCUUCUGAAGAGGCUCCUGACGAUGAACUGUUUCCAGCUCAAGAAGCUCUCCUACAUAUCCAAACUCGAAUUGUUGAUCUCUUUCAAGAUAAAGAUAACAUCGUAACCACUAGAUUGCUUGUCCCUUCCAGUGAGAUUGCGUGUCUGGAGGGAAGAGAUGGAUCAUUAUCUGAAAUGAGAAGAUUAACCGGCGCAAACAUACAGAUCUUGCCAAGGGAAGAACUUCCUGCAUGUGUAUCUGGGAUUGAUGAGAUUGUACAGAUUGUGGGUGAGAUAAAAGCAGCUAGAGAUGCACUUGUUGAGCUGACGUCAAGGUUACGGAGUUACUUCUAUAAGGAGUUCUUCCAGAAGGAUAGUAUGCCAUCUGCACCUGGCCCUUCGGGUGGUUCUCUAGGAGUGGAAAUAGCAUCAUCAAAUAGUAUAAAUUCAGCUCGUGAAGGUCACCCCGGUGUUGAUCCUCUUACCAUGACAGUACAUCCAAUAAAGGAAAUUGGAGAACCUGAAACAGUUAAGCAUGGUGAAAGUGAGCGCCGUGAAGAUACGCCAAGUACAGUGAAUAGAAUUCCUGUGCCCCUUGUAACUAGGAGUACACUUGAAGUUGUCAUACCAGAGCAUGCUGUUCCGAAGCUCAUUACCAAAUCGAAAAACAAACUUGCACAGAUUAGUGAGUUGUCUGGGGCCAAUGUGACUCUAGUGGAAGACAAAAAUGAGGUAACACAAAAGACAAUUCAAAUAUCAGGCACUCCUGAGCAGGCUGAGAGAGCCCAAAGUUUGCUUCAAGGCUUUAUUUUGAGCACACAAGAAGAUGGACCUUAAGCCAGUUUGAGAAAUGCAUGGACUAUAUCAACAUCGGGCUGGAUAUGGAGGAACAACCAUUUUUCUUUUUCUCUUGACGCAGCAAUAAGCGGUUUACUGAAUAUACUAUGGCAGCUUCUGUAUGGGUUCAGUCAGAGGAUGGUUGGUUUGUCUUCCCUUGGCUGCAGUUUUAAAUCACAAAUGUUCACAGGAAAGAGUUCUGCUGUAAAUAAAACAUUGGGAGCUCUGUUCUUAGUUUCUAUUUGAAUUGUCUAGUAGUCUUGUAUGAACAUGAAAUGCAGUUCAAUG